AUCCGGUUAAAUGAAAGAAAGGACACUCUUGAUAUUUAUUUUAGAUACAGUUUAAUAUAAACACUUGUAAAUAGUAAUAAUUAUUAUUGUGUCAUUGUUUAAUGUCACAUGAGAACAAUUUUUAUCUUAUCCUUGAUUGGACAUUUAACCGGGCCUAUCGCUGUAACUUCAUAUAUCUAUCCUAUAUCAAACUGUAAUACGUAUGACUUAUUUAAUCACACAAAGAUGACGCGAGGGUGUUUAAUAUUAUGUUGUUAUGCUGGAAUAUUAUUUGCAAGUAUUUCGCCGGUAAAGGGACUCAUUAAACCGCCGAAGAAAUACAUAGUGAAUCUUGACGUGGAACCAGAGAAAAGAUGGCAGGAAGUUGCUUUGGAUCAUACAUUUCUAAUCAAGGAUAUUCAAUCAAUCGUGACUUCAGUGAUACCCAAAGAUAUACUGCCGUAUAUAGAACUUAUUGCCACAGACAUAGAUUAUUAUCUACCUAAACCCUAUGCUGGUGAAAUGAGAGGAUUUGCUAAGGCAUUGAACAUAAGUGUAGGAGAUAUUGUCAUGACCAAUCUUAUCUAUGAUGUCUCCGCAUUUUGCACAAGCAUAAUAUCACAAGACGACAAAGGUCAAAUCUGGCAUUCAAGAAACUUAGACUACCCCUUCACAGGUAUUCUAGAGAACAUAACUAUUGCUGUGGAUUUCCAGUCACGUGGUCAGACGGUGUACAGUGUGGUAACCUAUGCUGGGUAUAUCGGUGCUUUAACUGGGCAACGUCCUAAUGUAUUUACCGUCACCGUAGAUGAAAGAGACCAGGGGUCAAUUAUAUGGAACCUUGUGAUUGGAAUUCUUGACAAAAAUGUGGUACCAGUGUCUUUCCUUGUUAGAGAUGCCCUUGCUAAUGACACGACUUUUGAGGCAGCCAUUAACCGUUUGUCCUACACACCAACAGCAGCAGAUGCGUAUUUUAUCAUGGGUGGGGUAAAACCAGGAGAAGGCGCUGUCAUAACAAAGGGGCGGCUUGCACCAGAUGAUGUCUGGAGACUAGAUCCAGCUAAUGGAAGAUGGUUCCUGGUUGAAACCAACUAUGAUCACUGGACACCUCCGCCACCUAAUGACAAUAGAAGAGAUCCAGCCAUUAAAGCGAUAUCAAGUUUAGGACAGGCCAAUAUAACCGUAAUGAAUUUGUUUAAUGUAAUGUCCACUCCUAAAGUGUUGAACUCUGAUACAACCUAUACUGUUGUUAUGUCAGCCGCGAAGCCAUCACUGAUGCAGACAUGGAUAAGGGAUUAAUUCCUGGAACAAUAUAUCAGCGGUGAUAUUACGAGUUAUUCUUGCAAUAAGUGCAAUAUCUAGUUAAUAUUUUAUGAUAUGAUAGUCUUUGACGUUUGUUCAACUGUGUAUAUGAUACAACUGUGGUUGUUGCUGAGCUUUAUAUACUUAAGAAAACUACAUGCAUUUCAUAUUAAAGCAGUGUGUUAUACUAGUAUUUCAUUGUUUUGCUCAUGUGUUGAUAGAAUGUAUUGCUUUUAAAAUUUAUACCAAAUGAUAUUUUUGGGAAUAAAAUGCUUGAAAUUCA
Molecule: messenger RNA, 1564 nt
Organism: Ruditapes philippinarum (Manila clam)
Lineage: Eukaryota; Metazoa; Mollusca; Bivalvia; Venerida; Veneridae
Product: N-acylethanolamine-hydrolyzing acid amidase-like
Exons: 10
Coding region: 109-1278 (389 amino acids)
Biological process (GO): fatty acid metabolic process
Cellular component (GO): lysosome
Molecular function (GO): fatty acid amide hydrolase activity
Source: RefSeq, a predicted model, not a curated record